Messenger RNA from Ilex paraguariensis (yerba mate), 576 nucleotides. The record is from the annotation of a GenBank genome assembly. NCBI's taxonomy places the organism in Eukaryota, Viridiplantae, Streptophyta, Magnoliopsida, Aquifoliales, Aquifoliaceae.
AUGAGUUUUUUCUUCUUUCCACUUUUUGCAAAGAAUCAUGCUGUUUCCAUACGAAAUUAUGGGGUUUGUGGUUGCCUCAUAUCAGGCUUUGGCGUGAAGGGAUUUGGUCUCGCAGGAAAAAUAUCAGAUGCCAAAGUCAUACUUAAUGGUGGCCAACGAGUUACUUUUCUUGGGCCUGGUGGAUAUUUUUCAUUCCAUAAUGUGCCAGCCGGGACUCAUCUAAUUGAAGUGGUGGCAAUUGGUUAUUUCUUUUCUCCUGUUCGUGUUGAUGUUAGUGCCAGAAACCCUGGCAAGGUUCAGGCAGCACUAACAGAGAACAGGAGGGCUCUGAAUGAGCUAGUUUUGGAGCCGUUGAGAGAGGAACAGUAUUAUGAGAUAAGGGAACCCUUCUCCAUAAUGUCUCUUGUGAAAAGCCCAAUGGGUCUGAUGGUUGGAUUUAUGCUGAUUGUGAUGUUCUUAAUGCCCAAACUAGUAGAAAACAUGGAUCCAGAAGAAAUGAGGAGAGCUCGAGAAGAGAUGACAGGCCAAGGGGUUCCUUCUCUUGCAAGCUUGUUACCUGGAGCCCAGAGGAAUUAG